AUGAAGACGUCGGUGGUGUUCCUGCUCCUCCUGAACGGUAAGAAGCUCCGUGUGGAGGUGGAGGACGGGGUGGAGUCUGUCCAGCUGCCCUUCACAACCACACUUCACCUGCCUCAAGAUGCUAAAGUGGAGUGGAUGGAGAACUUCUACAACAGGAAGGUCCACGUGUAUCAGAGCGGCUCUGACCAGCCUGAAGAACAGCACCAGGAUUACAGAGACCGAACGAAGAUGAAUGAAGACCUGCUGAAAACUGGAGACCUCAGUCUGACCCUGAGACUCCCCACAGAUGGAGACAACAGGACCUACACCUGCACCGUCUACAGCAGGGAGGGAAACAUCCUGCUGAAGAGAAAGGUGCAGCUGAGAGUCAGAGACUGUCAGGUGGAGGUGGAGGAGGGGGCGGAGUCUGUCCAGCUGCCCUUCAGAACCACAGGAAACCUGCCUGGAGAUGCUGAAGUGAAGUGGAUGGAUGAUGAUGAUGAUGAGGUCCACGUGUAUCAGAGCGGCUCUGACCAGCCUGAAGAACAGCACCAGGAUUACAGAGACCGAACGAAGAUGAAUGAAGACCUGCUGAAAACUGGAGACCUCAGUCUGACCCUGAGACUCCCCACAGAGAGAGACAGUGGGACAUACAGCUGUGACGUCUACAGCAGGAACAUCUGGAGAUGGAAAACAGUGCAGCUCAAAGUCAGAGGCAGAGCUCAGGUCCAGGAUCAAACAGGGAUCAUCAGGAACAGAAGCAGCUCCAUUGAUCCGACUCCUCUGAUGGCUGAUCAAUCAGUUUGAUCUGUUUGUUCUUUGAUUAUUGAUCAGUGAUGUCAGAGUGGAGUCAGUGUGAUGUUGUUGUUGUGUGUUUGAGCCUUUUAGUGUCCGUGAAGGUCUCUGCUGCCGUAGAUCCUCUGAACUGUGACAGAGGUCUCACUCUGGAGGAAACUCUCAGCACUUUCCAGCAGCUCCUCCAUCAUGGAGGACGUUCCCUCACUGGAACAGGUGGAGGAGAGAGGAGAGGAAGCACAGGUGGAUGCUCUGAGGAAGAGGAGCGUUCUCACAUUGGUCUUCCUACAACAACACCUUGAUCACAUGAGCAGAGGGGCGUGGCCUUCAGUGGUCCUAACACGCCGUCGUAGUAAUAAAGGAACCCUCCACAUGUUCCACUUUGAAGGCUCAUCUCCAACAAAGCAGACCUGUGAUCACUUUAACUCACUAUGAUGAUUGUUGACAUUUGUCUUUGUGUCUCUGGCUUUUCUUGUGUGUCUGUGUGUCUUUGGGAUGUUGGAUAGAGUCAUGUGACCUGCCCAGGGACUACAGAUGGAAAUGAGCAGUUUAGCUCCAAUCUGGCAGCUUUCCAUCUUCUAUGUUUAUAUUGAUGUCCAUGAACAUGCACUGUCCCUGUGAGAUCAAUGCAGAUAAAAACAGCUGCUGACCUUUGACCUGAUCCAGUGUUGUUCUUCUUCU
This is a messenger RNA of Archocentrus centrarchus (flier cichlid), 1455 nucleotides long. RefSeq lists its product as uncharacterized. The record is from RefSeq and is a predicted model, not a curated record. The transcript has 4 exons. Gene Ontology annotation, biological process: immune response; cell surface receptor signaling pathway; cellular response to lipopolysaccharide. Gene Ontology annotation, cellular component: external side of plasma membrane. Lineage: Eukaryota; Metazoa; Chordata; Actinopteri; Cichliformes; Cichlidae. Bases 1 to 786 code for a protein of 261 amino acids.